This is a messenger RNA of Hymenoscyphus albidus, 394 nucleotides long. The record is from the annotation of a GenBank genome assembly. Lineage: Eukaryota; Fungi; Ascomycota; Leotiomycetes; Helotiales; Helotiaceae.
AUGUUUCUACAUGAAAACCCUUCAAGUUGCCUGACCAUAAUAUGUAAGUUGGCAAUAUAAUUCUCCAAACUCUCAUGAUGGAUAUUUCAACAUUUCUGACGUCCUCUAUUCAAUUUAUAGUAAACAGUGGGAAAACAAGGCGAAGUAUUGAGCGCAAUGACAGCAGAUCAGAUCGCCAUCUUCUCAUAAAAUACGUGGAGAAUAAUAAAUUCAGGAUAGGUGAGUUUGUUACGGAGAGGGAUUCUGUCUGUCCAGGCAUCCCAGUCGAUCCAAAAGUUCUUCAGAAGAAUGAGACAGUGAAGGUCAGGUGGAUCGAACUUCAGUUUGAAAAAGCUGGAUGUAAGUUUUCCUAGUGCACGUUAAGUUUGAUUACCUACUAAACUUGAGUGAUUAG